Messenger RNA from Bursaphelenchus xylophilus (pine wood nematode), 6019 nucleotides. Lineage: Eukaryota; Metazoa; Nematoda; Chromadorea; Rhabditida; Aphelenchoididae. The record is from the annotation of a GenBank genome assembly.
AUGUUGCCGAUGCCUUACAUUGCAUAUGUUUUGUGGUCGUUUGAAGGAACAGGUUGGUUUUUUGCGAGAAGAGUUGCUUGGAGUUGUUCCGGCCUCUAAAAUAAGGCUGAAAAGUAUGAAUGGUCGAAGUACGACGCUCAAAUUUAAUGGCAGAAAUAAAGCGUUUUUUCUGCGGCCGCUCUCCACGUUUCGCACGCUCUCUCGGCAGCAAACUAUUUAUCCACUAUAGAAAGGUUUCGUAAUACGGAGGUUUAUAUUGGCGUAUGUAGGUAAUUUAAAUAAAAAAAUGAAGGUCGCGCAUAGGGCACUAAGUUGCCAUGAAAAUUUCCAUGCAUCUUUUUUCAGGUACCCUAUACUCCAUGCAUUAUGUUUUCUGGAGUAGCACCUUCUACUUUGGUUUCUACCCGGCGCUCUCGAUCAGUAUUCUCUUCCUCGCGCUGGAUCGCAUCAUAACCAUCACGCUCUUUACCGCUCACGUACGCACUGUCCGCGCGUCCUUGGCAAUAUUCAAUGUUUUGUCGCAACUUCUAAUCUAUUUCUUUGUGGUUUGCCACAAUUCCGUCUAUGCGCCGGACACUGCCGCUCGAUCGGACUGCGUCAGCUACGGUUGCGCUGGCACCAGCAAAACCAGCCAGAACUCGACGUUUCUGUGGACGGUAAAUUUGCCAAUCGUAUUCACCAACGUCAUGCUGGGAUGCGCUUUCUAUUUUCUCUACCAUAAACGGCAAAAAGCGAUGAUUGCACGAGCGAACAAAAAGGUAAAGACUUUCGUUUUUAGAAUACGGUAGGUUAAUGCAGUCCCUGUGAGUAAUAAUGCACUCCAAGUUAGAGAAGUCAUUUUUGAAGGACAUAUCUUUCUUCAGGUAAACCAAAUUGCCAUAUCAGCAGUAGCGGUCGAAUUCUUCCUCAAAGUCACUCCGUAUGGACUUUCUUAUGUCAUAACAAAGGUAGAAAAAUUUUUUUUUUAAACAACUGAUAACAAUUUGAAUUCAGCUCACCGGCGCCAAUCUUCCCAAACUUUUUGGCCCGUACUUCAUCUACUUUCACGCGGUCGAGAUUGGCUCAUUAGUUUUUGUAUACUACAAACAACUGCGGACCUCACGGUUCACGUCGCAAAGCGGCGCGAAAGUCCAAAGUGGCGGAAGAGCGGGGACAGUUAUUGUGCAUCCAUCAGUCGGGUCAUCAAUUCAUUAAAAUGUAAGUUGGAAAUUACAGUCUUUUCUAGAGGAUAAACUACAUAUGUAGAGCAAAAAAGAACUUUUUUGAUAUCUCAUCUCCCACGCGGAAAAGAUUCAAAAAUUGCGGGGCUAUUAUAUUUAGAUUGUAUUACUGUUAGUACCAGCUCUUUAACACCACCAUAAAAAUAUUUGUCUACAACGUUGCAAAUCAAUAAUGGACGAUACCAAGGCGUUAUUUUCCCGACAGACUGAUAUGUCUGGCUGUGCAAAGUACACUUCGAUUAUCAAUUUAUUUUUUCUUCGAGUUUUUGAUUUGCGUCUAACGUUCAAAAAAAAAUUAGCUGCUCCAUUCUUUGCAUUAGACCGUCCUUUGAUAUAAAUUUUUCGCAGAAAAAACUAACUUCGUCAUGCACUACAUCUGAGAGACGAAUUACGAUAGGAAUAAUGAGAAAAAAGAGUUUUUCAAGAGAAAUGCGCAAACAGCUGCUUGUGGAAGACCUGGCGGAGGCCUGCUGAAGGCUGGGAGAGAGCUGCGGCAGAGAAAAACACUUCUUGGCUUUGUCAGCUUCGCGCGGACAGUCUUUUUGUUGAAACAUUACCAAUCAAAAAUGCGGUAUAAGUAGGCAUGAAACCCCUAAUCCCAAAAUUCUCAAAGUACCACAAUAUUUCCAACUUUUGUCUUAUAAAUGCCGGCAGUUUCUGGAUACUGCGAACUGGAGUUAAGAUAUCCCUCUCUCAUAUGUCUUAGAAAAAUGCAUCUAAACUUGUGCCAAGUUUUAUCAAAAUCUGCGCGGUGACUAGGCCUAUUUCUUUCGUAAUGAACCUAUCCCCUGUGAGUUCAUUUGUUGCGAAACUCGAGCUCUUUUUCCGGGAAUGCUAAAAGUAAAACCUUCAACUUUACACACUUUUAUUGAAAUUCCUGCCCUUUUGUUUUGAUAAUAUUUUUCCUGUACUUCUACACUCUUAAUUCACCCCGGAAAAAAUGCUUUUCAACCGUUCUUUUUUUAGAAAAGUUUUGCAAUCCUGGCUCCCGUUAUCAAGCCGCAUUACCCACGUUCUUAAGCCGCUGGUAAGCAAUGAUUAAUCAGUUGACUGAGAAUGAUUCUGCAGAUACUGUUGCUGAUUACGGUUUGUCUGUUCUACGAUUUGUAUUGGAAACGGAGAAAUCUGCCUCCGGGCCCAACGCCAUGGCCGAUUUUUGGGAAUCUGCUUCAAGCUGCGCUGCAACCCCCAACCAACGCAUUUCUCGAGUGGAAGAAGAAAUACGGAAGUGUUUUUACAUUCUGGAGAGGUGAUAUGCCAACGGUCAUGUUGGCGGAUUACGCGGCAAUCGAACAUGUUCUGACGCAAUUGCCGGAGACUUUGGUAGAUAGGGUUCCGAUGCACUCGUUCAAUGCCAAGUACCGGUGUAAGUCGUGGAUUUUUGAAGGAUGGAGGGGGAAAUAAACGGUCGCUUCUUUUUGAGAUUAUAAUACAACGCUUAUAAAAAACGCAUACUUUGGCGGAGGCAAUCUAGAAAAGCCCUUGUCCUCUCGGACCAUCCUUAUAUACAUAUAAUGUAAUGUUUUUCAUUUUGCUAGCGGAGACCGAAAAAAAAAUCGAAAUUUGCAAAGUACCCCAAGAGCGACGUUCAUAUCUUUUUCUGGCUAGGAAUGGACCGCUCGCUUUGCUCUGGGAUGAUGAUAUAGCACUUCCAAAGGAUUAAUCUUUUGGUGAAGACGAUCUAGGGAGGCCCAUUGUCUUCUGCGCUCAUCCUUCAGUUUCUUUUCACAUUUGCAAGAUUUUUGACUGUCUCGGCAAACACGCGCCUGUUCGGAGACAGCAAAAUCCACCCAGUCGGAAGAUACCGGACAUAAGAACGUCUCUACGUUUCACUGUCACUUCAGCGCAUCUCUUCUGGGAGUCUCAUCCAAAACGCUUGAUCUGAUUUACUUGAUCAAAACACCAAUGCAUUUUUUUUGUUUUUCAGCUGGAGAUCAUGGCGUUCUGUUUAUCAGCGGCACGGAAUGGAGAGACAACCGAAGAUAUGCCCUUCAAAUCUUUAGAGAAUUUGGAAUGGGAAAGAAUGUCAUGGAACAAAAAGUAAGACAUAUUUUUCGAAUAAACGCGGCGACUUUCAUUUUCAGAUGCUCGCCGAAAUUGAAGAUACUUUGCGAACUUUCACCGAUUAUUCAGCUUCCACGGAACCGCAAGACAUUUGCUACGAUAUAAACCGAGCGGUCGGCAAUAUAAUCAACUCUCUUUUGUUCGGUUAUAGGUUCGAAGGGGCCAAGCAAGAAGAGUACGACGAGUUGCAGCGCCGAGUCAGCGAGCAUGUUAAAAUGCUGGCGCAUCCGUUGGUGAUGAUUGGAACGUAUCGGAUCGACACGUUUGAGAAACUGCCGUUCGUUAACGGCGCGUUGAAACGGCUGCAACAAACAGCGCUUGACUUGACAAAAUUCUUUCGCAACCAAAUUAGUGAACACGAAAAGGAGCUGCAGUUGUGUGGCGAUGCACAGAGUACUGAUUACGUAGAGAGUUAUUUGAAGCAAAUGCAUAAACGAAGGGAUGAGGGUGAUUAUGAGAGCUUUAGGUAAAGAAGAAGAAAGAAAAUAUACAGUGGAAUAUCUGUACAACAAAGCGCAAUUGGCCUAAAAAUUUACACGUUAUGGAAGCACUUCGCUGUACGGCUGUUCUUUUGACCUUAACUUCGGACCUCUGAAAUUUUUUGCAAUGGACCAGUUUUGUUUCACGGAAGUUUGCGACGCAAGCUUCCACUUUUAAAAAAUUACGCUUUUCAUAUCUAUGGUUGCAUACCGGCAAAAGAUAUCCUUAAAAAUAUCUUGCUUUUUAUUUCAUAGUCAAAGCAAAAACUUAUAUUUACUGGCUCUCUUCAGCCACGAUAUCCUCGCCUCAAUGUGUUACGAUCUCUGGUUGGCAGGCCAAGAAUCGACCAGCAAUACGAUCAACUGGGGAAUCGCUUAUUUGGCCAACAAUCCUGACAUUCAAGACCGCGUUUUUCAAGACAUUCAAAAUGUGGUUGGCGAGCGGCCUGUGACCAUGGCGGAUCGUCCAGGUCUUCCGUAUCUCAAUGCUAUUGUUUCGGUGAGUCUACGGAACUACAUAUUUUGCAUGACUUUAAAGGACCACAACAACUACAUUUGAAUCGAGUUUUUUACGGCUUGGAGGUGCGCCUCGCCAAAAGUUGCGAAAAUCCCGCGAAAAAAACAAAUACAAAAAAUAAUCGAGAAUUUUUUUGCAUUCUCGAAAAUGCAAACUUGAAGAAAGUUUGAACUAGUUCAUGUUCCAAAUCUGCUGAAAAACGCUUCUUGUUCAUGUGGAUUCUGCCAACACCCAUUCUGAUGCUCUUGGGGAAAGUCUGAUGUAAGUUUUUUUUUGGUUUUUGCUUGGUUUUUCACGUUUAGGUAGGAGUGAAGGAUCUUGAACAAUAUUUUUGCGGUCCUUUCGAAAAACAGCACGUGCGCAGUCUUGAGGAGCAAGUUUUGGACUCAAGGCUUGUGCUGUGCCCAUGUUCUUGCUUUGUUCGUGCUGUUUUUUUGCGUUUAGAGGUAUUUUAUAUUGUUUUAGUCAACUCUUUCAAUUUCAGAAUUGUUCAGUAGCCUGGAAUGACACAUGCAGAUGAAUGAACUAUCAACAUGCAACUGUAAUUAGGCCUAAAUGUGUUUCAAAACGGAUAUAAUUAAUCUUUUAAUUUAGCUUUUAUUAUUUUGUUAUAUAAUAUUAUACAUCAAUAAAACAUCAAUCAUGCAGUUUUUGUUCAAUUUUCUGGUGUACGACCCCUUUUCGUUUCCCUCGCAGAUCCAUUGAUUCACGAAGACACAUGGAUCGUGUUCUAGGCGAUUGAACAAUUCUGAAAUUGAAAGAGUUGACUAAAACAAUAUAAAAUACCUCUAAACGGGAAAAAACAGCACGAACAAGGCAAGAACAUGGGCACAACACAAGCCUUGAGUCCAAAACUUGCUCCUCAAGACUGCGCACGUGCUGUUUUUCGAAAGGACCGCAGAAAUAUUGUUCAAGAUCCUUCACUCCUACCUAAACGUGAAAAAACCAAAAAAAACUUACAUCAGACUUUCCCCAAGAGCAUCAGAAUGGGUAUUGGCAGAAUCCACAUGAAAAAGAAGCGUUUUUCAGCAGCUUUGGAACAUGAACUAGUUCAAACUUUCUUCAAGCUUGCAUUUUCGAGAAAAAUUCUCGAUUAUUUUUUGUAUUUGUUUUUUUCGCGGGAUUUUCGCAACUUUUGGCGAGGCGCACUUCCAAGCCGUAAAAAACUCGAUUCAAAUGUAGUUGUUGUGGUCCUUUAAGAAAAAGUUCAUAUCAUUAAAUAAUAUUUGCUUAAAACCAAUUGUUUAGGAAUCGCAACGGAUAGCCAAUAUUAUCCCAGCGCUAGUCCCACGCAGACAUCAUAAAGACCUCAAAAUUAACGGGUUUACAAUCAAAGCGGGUACAGCAAUAGUUCCACAAGUCUCGGCGGUGCUUUAUGAUGAAAAUGUAAGGGGUAUUUGGACAAAGAAGAAUGAAUUGAACUUUUAGGUGUUUCCAAAUCCCCACAACUUCAAUCCUGACCGCUUCCUAGACGAGAACGGGCACUACAGAAAGAUCGAUGAGUUCAUCCCAUUCAUCGUUGGGAAAAGGAAUUGUCUUGGAGAGGGUUUAGCCAGAAUGGAGCUGUUCCUGUUCAUGAGUAACUUGUUGGCAAGGUUUAAAGUAAGAACUGGGAGCGAAAUAAAGAUUGACUUUAUUUUCAGUUCCUUCCAGAGAACAGACAGAUCGAUGUGAGUAGGGUAUGGGGUGGGACGGCAACAAUGAAUCCAUGGAAAUGCAAAGUUAUACCUCGGUUUUAA